Symbiodinium natans is the source of this 1440-nucleotide messenger RNA. The record is from the annotation of a GenBank genome assembly. Lineage: Eukaryota; Dinophyceae; Suessiales; Symbiodiniaceae.
AUGACUCGUGACCCUCGGUACUACAAGGGACACGAGCACUGUGCUGCAGACUUGGAGGAGAGCAAGUUUUGGAGGAGUGAGGCCAAGCGCAUUCGCGACAUCGUGCAGCGGACGCAGUUCAACCGAAACAUUCUUAUGUGGCUGGUCGGCAAUGAGCUCGAGACUCCGAUCGAUGCGGAGCGGGGAAGCGAUUGCCUAUGGCAACCAGAUCCUUUGUGGAGCAUGACGGCCAAUGCAGAAGACGAAUCGAACACGAUGGCUGCGAAGGUCAAGGAGGCCUCGUGGCGAAAAGUGGCGAAGGUGGCCGAUAUCUGCCCACAAAUCGAUGUCCUGGGCACCAAUAUCUAUGGAAACGACAUCCGAGAUGUCGGGGCGCGGCUGCGUGAAGCUGGUUGGACCAAGCCGUGGGCAGUGUUCUUAGCCGUCUUGCCUUUACCGAAGUCGGUGGUCUCGGCCCUUGGCAGGCAACCGGGUUUCCUGGACAUGUGGCCUGUGAAGACACAAGUGCCUCAGACAUCUUGGGGGGCGCCGGUGGAACCGCCCCGGGCCGAGUGUGAGAAGCAGUCGUCCACGGCGAAGGGGCAGUUCUUAAAGCGCGCGCUGCAACUUUGCAUAGACGACGACGCUUGCCUUGCAGCGAGGCAGCCGGUGCUUCGAGUUUUGAGUUUUGAGUAUAUUGCCCCUGGUCCUGAUGUACACAGUGUAUCAGAGGACAUGUGUGUGGCAUUCAUGGUCUUUCUCUGGGGCUGGAAAUGGGAGAAGACCGCGACAUGGUUUGGCCUCCUCAACGAGUGGCCUGGGGGAAAUGCCCCAGUCCAGGGCCACCAAGAAGCAGUUACAUGCUAUCUCAACGACAUCGGGCAGCCUCUCUACGACAUGUUCGCCCCCAUAGACAAGACUUCCUUCAGGAUCCACGUUGAGAAGUUCCUCGUCGAUUCCGACAAAGCGGUGCCCUUGGGGUUUACGGCGCACCGUGGCGCCGAAGUCCAACUGGACCUGCACGCAGCGACCCAUUGCACUGGAGAGCAGGAUGCAUGGGCCAACUGGUUUGUGACGAGAGAGUCUUUGGUCAGUCCCAAAUCCGACGGCAACAUCGCCGAAGAGCCGCAGACUGUCAUUGAGCAUGUGGUGGAAGCCUGCGAACCGGGAAGCUUCCGUGCGAAGCUGAAGACUUCGAUGCUGGAGGAAGGCAACUAUCGCCUGUAUGGCUUUGCAAGAAGGACACAGGAUGGUGCCAUUCUGGGAUAUCCGUCGACAGUGGAGGCCUCCAUCUCCAUUCCCUUCCACAUCGGCAAGGAGAAGUGCGCCGACGUCAAGAAGGGGAGAUGCUUCGACGAGGUGACGCGCCUCAUGACCAGUGCUCGCCGCAUGGGCUAUGCUUCCUGGCCGCUGGACUUGCAAGGGAUCCGAAGAUACCUUCCCUCGGAAACCGCCAGUUGA